AUGUCCCAACCAUCUCCCACAUCCGCAAUAACGCCCACAGACGAAGCAACCUACAACUACCUAAGAAAGCUCUCCGUUCUGUUCUUUACCCCAGACGAUCACGAAGUUUUCAUCGGCCGUCACCAACCCCGCAGCGCCGUCGAGCCCUUCCGCUGUGCCGUUGUGGGCAUCGGCGACGAUAACGAACUCCAGUUUGGUACCGCGCCCCAAGAAGGACGUACGCGUCAUGAGGCGAUGAUGAAGAUAAUCGAGUUGUUAGAGACAAAGGCGCAGACGGUAAUGGCGAGGGUUGAGGGGAAGAAUGCGAGCUGGGUGUUAGCGAGGGAGAUGGCGAAGAAGAAGAUGAAGGAAAGAGAAGAGGAGGUCAGGAAGAAAAGGGCGGAGGCUUGGGUGAGGAAGGAACAACAGGCCAGAUUAGAAAGGCUAGAAGAAGCAGGCGCGAAGGCAGAGGGGGUGGAGACCGAAGCGGAUGAUGGGGAUCGGAACCCUGGACCUGAGCUAUACUAUACUGUCGUACACGAGAGCUAG
This is a messenger RNA of Alternaria triticimaculans, 528 nucleotides long. RefSeq lists its product as uncharacterized. Lineage: Eukaryota; Fungi; Ascomycota; Dothideomycetes; Pleosporales; Pleosporaceae. The record is from RefSeq and is a predicted model, not a curated record. The transcript has 2 exons. Bases 1 to 528 code for a protein of 175 amino acids.